Fonsecaea monophora is the source of this 378-nucleotide messenger RNA. RefSeq lists its product as hypothetical. NCBI's taxonomy places the organism in Eukaryota, Fungi, Ascomycota, Eurotiomycetes, Chaetothyriales, Herpotrichiellaceae. The record is from RefSeq and is a predicted model, not a curated record. The transcript has 2 exons. Bases 1 to 378 code for a protein of 125 amino acids.
AUGGUUCACCAGACUUAUUCAGCCGCUCCUCAGCCUGACCAUGAGGUCGUUUUUAUCCUCUACCCGGCAGCUUCCAAAUCGCUACACGCGUUGACGCGUAACCCUAAGGUGCCCGGGCUGGAAGUGAUCGGCGCGAUUUCAGUCAUCGUCAGUAUCAUCGACGCCUCAAUCAAGGUCUACGACGGCGCACAGAAAGACGUAAAGCUGCCAGACACGUUCCACGUCGGGGGGGGGCGCCGCCUCUCCUUCCUCCGCGACACCCUCGAGACAUGUAAGAGCCACCUGCAACCGAUCCAAGAUUCUUUGUCUACGGACGUUUAUAAGGCGUUGGAGAAGACGCUGGAGGGAUGCGAUGAAAGAGCGGGAAAUCUAAGAUAA